Messenger RNA from Myiozetetes cayanensis, 6115 nucleotides. RefSeq names its product phenazine biosynthesis-like domain-containing protein. Gene Ontology annotation, cellular component: cytoplasm. Gene Ontology annotation, molecular function: isomerase activity. Gene Ontology annotation, biological process: biosynthetic process. Lineage: Eukaryota; Metazoa; Chordata; Aves; Passeriformes; Tyrannidae. The record is from RefSeq and is a predicted model, not a curated record.
GAGGAUGGAUGGGAAAGGUCGCGCGGUGUGGGCUUCCCGCGUCUUCUCGGCGUCGUAGUCAGCCCACGGCACCCCUGGAGCCGGGGCAGCUCCUGCCUGUCCCUCAGGUGCGGGGCAGACCCGACCGCCGGGAGGGCCCGUGCGGGCGUUCGGGAGCUGGUGGCGAGCGGUGCCAGAGGGAGGCUGAACUCUGUUUUAAUUUAAAAUACCAGUGCAGAGCGCCGGGGCCGUGCAGAGGCUGGGGCCGUGCAGAGGCUCGGGCCGCGCCGGCGCUCGGAAGGGACGGGAUGGAUCCGCUGGCUCCUCCUGCCCUCAGGGAAACAUUAACUUGGAGCUCUGCUGUCGUUUGGAGUAGAGCAGGUUAGAAAGCACCUUGGCGGGCACAGCCUGCGACUGAACAGGCUGCCACGACAAUGCAAAUCCCAGUUUUUACGGUUGAUGCCUUUACAAACCAGCCAUUUUCUGGAAAUCCUGCGGCAGUUUGUCUGCUUGAAAAUGAGUUGGAUGAAGCUUUGCACCAAAUCGCAAUAGAAAUGAAUCUUUCAGAAACAGCUUUCAUCAGAAAGCUGCACCCUGGAGAUGACUUUACCAAAAGUUGCUGCUUUGGGCUCAGGUGGUUCACCCCAGCCAAUGAGGUUCCUCUCUGUGGUCACGCUACACUGGCAUCGGCUGCUGUGCUGUUUCACAUUCAAAAAAAUCCAAAUCCAGUUCUCACAUUUGUGACCCUGAGCGGGGAAUUGAGAGCCAGACAAGUGAAAGAUCACAUUGUCCUGGACUUGCCACUUUAUACAGCCUACCCCCAGGUACUUGAAGAAGUAGAAGAAUUAAUAAAGGCAGCAGUUGGUGACAUGAGUGUUCAAGAUGUCCGUUACUCUCCUGACACAAAGAAACUUUUGGUCCGUCUCAGUGAUAUUUAUGAAAGGUCUGUGUUGGAAGAACUGCAAGUGAGUGCACAACGCUUUUUGUCAGCUGAAAAGACAGGAAAGGUGAAAGGGCUCAUCCUCACUCUUAAGGGAAAUUCCAGUGGGAACGGCCAUGAUUUUUACUCCAGAUAUUUUGCACCUUGGAAUGGAAUUCCAGAGGACCCUGUUACAGGAUCUGCUCAUGCUGUUUUAAGCAGCUACUGGUCAGAAAAACUGGGGAAGAAAGAAAUGCUUGCCUUUCAGUGUUCCCGCCGGGGAGGGGAGUUGAAGAUUUGCCUGCGCAGUGACGGAAGGGUGGACAUUGCAGGGCAAACUGCUGUGGUGCUGCAGGGAAACCUGACUUUCUGAAGGAACUGGCACUGAUCUCCCACACCUUCCUGGAACUCCUCUUAUGCUGAUUUUAUCUCAGCUCUAGGCAGUGAAUCCCCACUGUUGUCAAAAGUCUUUGAUUCCUUGUAGUCCAUUUUAAAAAUGGCUUGCAAAUACUUGUGAUCUUCAGGAUGCUGGGUAUUGUUUUCUUCACUCUUAGUCUUGCCAUUUCAUUUAUACACUGGCCUCAGAGGAUGCUCAAGGACAGCUGUCUUGGUUUUCUGCUUUUAAAUAAUGCUUUUCUUAAUUUCCAAAUUCCAUGUUAAAAGCUGUUACUGCUUCAUGGAUUGAACUGUAAACAUCUCUGAUUGAUAAAAUAAUCAAACCUUUCCCAGAAUCAGAAUUUUCCAUAAAAUCUGACUUCAUUUCUUUAAUUUCUUUAAAAAUAUUUUCUCUACCAUUUAUUAAAAUGACAGUCAUGUUCAUUAAUUUACUUGAAUUGAAAUCUGAAAAAAUACAAAUAGUUUAGAAAUGUGCCUUGUGGUUCUCUUUUAUGAACAGUAUUUUUGGAAGAUGAAUGGUAUUGCGGUUGCUCAUAGUGCUGCUGCUUAGUCAGUGCUUUUCUUUAGAGCAGAAAGAUUUAAGAGAUUGACACAGCAAUGCACAUAAAGCUGAUUAAACUCUGAAAGGAAAUUUUAUUGGUUACACCAAUGUCCAUUACUUCUCAAAGACUGAAGAUUUUCUCCUGUAAGUGUAGAUACCCAUUCUGGAAGAACUUUCUUCCUGAAGUGCUGCUUCAGAUUUUGUCACCACAACAUGGUCUUCCACUGGAUUUAUUAGGAAUAUUGAACUGUUUCAGUUUCUCCAGCUAAAAAUUCUGCUUCCCCUUUCAAGUCACCUCUGUCCUAAGCUUUAGCCUCAGUUCUUUCUCUUGGCAGUAUUUGAGAAUGAAGUAUUUUGAACUCAAAGGCGUUUUCAUAAUGUGGGAACAGCUGGAUGUCAGCUUGUGAGAAAUAAGGAGGAACUUUGUUGUGCCAAGUUCCCUUAUUUCCAGUUAUUUUGAAGUUCACUAUAGCUUAUCACUUACAUCUUGCUUAAGUCCAAGUACCUGGAACCAAGUCUCUGUAUCCUGCAGCUACACAGAAUAUACCAAUAAUGUGAUUUAAAUGCACUACUGAGGUCAAGGGUGAGGUAGCAAACAAAAGGAAUCUCCAAAUGGAAGUGCCCAUUCUUCUCUGUUUAGUCUUGCUGAAGGUCAUGGACCUGAAAUCCUAUUUAUAAACGUGGCCUCAUGAACAUACUGCAAGAGUGCUCUGCUGUGUUUAAUUCUCCUUGGUGGCUUAUGCAGAGGCUCAGCCUGGCCUAUAACCUGAGAUGCUUUGGUAAAAAAAGACCUUCCUUAAGAAUAUGAAUGAACUAAAGGGCCAUUUGUUGUUCACCUAUCCACAUUUAACACAUAGAUGGCUCAAUUAUUUUUUUAUUUUUCACUCUAAGAGGACUCAUAAUGAACAAGGCCCAUAAAUUUUAAAGAUACUUAUUAUCUACAUUUCCUGACUAAACCAGAAUCUUUGCUGCUUAAAGCUUUUUUUUUUUUUUAAUAUAGAGUUCUACUUCUUUGUCUCUAUUUCUUUUCAGGAUAGAAAAAUCACCAGAGCUCAGGUGGGAGGCUAUGCAGUAAUGUGUUUGUAAUCAACAGAUUAAUUAAUCAGCCAUGAUUUAUUAAUGAUGAAUUAAUUAUACCUUAUUGUGCAGUUCUGCUGCCUAAAUGGAGCUUUAAAGGAGUUAUUUUAUUAAUCAUCAUUGUCUAAUUGCAGACACUUACAGAAAGAUUGCUAAUUAAACAUGCAGCCAUAUGCAAAACAAGCAAGGCUGCUGAGAGUGGCAAGAAAAAGAGUACUCAUUUUCUAGUAGCAACUUUAUUCUCUUGAAAUACUGUGUAGUUGACCUGCUGAUCCUAAUUAUUCACUAAGACUUGUUUUAAUAUAUUGCACAUUUUUGGUCAACAGUAGAGGAAAUUAAUUGUUGUGACAAAUCCCAUCUUUCCCGGUGCAAAAAAAUAGGUUGUGCAAACUUCAAAUGAGAUUGUUUAGAAUUUGUGUGGCCUUGUUUCAUGUUUUUAUGGGAAGGAUUUGUUUAGUGGUUCUGUUGGGGAGGAUUUGCAGAACUGUUUUGUGCUGCUCUCUUCAUUAAGAGAUAGAGAUGUGUUGAACCAAGAGCAAAUUAUGUGACGGGAAACACAAUUCCAAAAAUUCCUGUGCUUGUGAGUGUUAUUUAUCAUGGGAGUGUCCAACUGAUCCCACAGCCCAGCCAUGACAAUUUAAAUGCCCAUUUGCUUAUUUUACUCUGCAGAGGCACAGCUCCUGUGGGGGUCAGGAAGAAGGUACAGCCAUGAGAAACGAGGCAAAAUAAGAAAAAAAUACUGAGCAACAGACACCAUGCAAGUUUGCUGCUUUGGAAAUGAAUGUAGAGCUGAAAGGGAUGGAAAGAAAAUGGGAAGACUUUUUUAUAAUUCAGUAAGCCAUUUAACAGAUUUGCUUAAAGGAUUCAUGAUAAUACUUUGCAUUUAUUUUUAAGCUAUGUAGAUGAGAAUAGGCAGAAAACAUACAUUAAAAAGUUGUUACUAAAUUUGGAAACAUUUGCAAGGAGAGGAAAGAAAAGAUUUCAUGAAUGUGCACACAGCAAGAGGUCAUAGAAAGGAGCCAUGUGUUCCAUAAGGGAUGGAAGGGAAAUUAGCAACAGAUGAGGCAGUUAUUUCUGGGAAAGUAAAGAUUUCUUUGUCUCAUCAGAGGUUUGUUCAUCAGAGUGACAGAGGAACACGCUGGGAACAGAGGGGACCUUCCCAGAAGUAAAAAAAAAAAAAAAAAAUCAACCCCCUAAAUUAGAAUUAACGGUGAUGCCUGAUCAGGUAAAAUUAAAUUAGUUCAAUUAAAAACUGAAAAAUCUGCCAAUUAAGCAGUUUGAUUCUGACAUCUACUUUUUUCCCCCAGAGGAGUAAAUCUAUCAUUAAUUACCAGACUUAAACACAGACCAAGGGUUUUUUCUCAGUUGCUGAGUCACUGUCCUUUUAAUUCCUAAAGUUUAUCCCUAACCUUAAUUAACAAAUUCAAAAGAAGAGGAAAGUGCAGUAACAAAACCCAGUAUAUGACCAGAUAGUCACACCAGAAGUGUAUAUGGGUUCUUUUCCCACGAGUUGGUUUUAGACUAAGACAUUUAGAUUUAACAUCUAAAGUAGAACAUGAAAAAACAAACAUUUCUAACUCUCUUUGUUUCUUUAGUGAGAGGUUCACUAUGACUUGCAUUUUUGCCUCACUGACUGGCAAAGAAGGACAUCCCUGGGUUUUAAUGUUGGGAUUACAGGGUAGAUAAAAUAUAUUAGGCAAAGCCAAGGAACAUUCUCAAGAACGUUUCUGGAGGGAGGUUUGUGAGGAACAGUGUUGGCCCGCAGUGGACGUUAAUGAUGCAAAGCCAGUUCACAGGAUCUGGGAGUUGGGUCGAGUGAUGUUUGGCCAGAGAAGAGAUUUUGUGGAUUAUUGUAGAGCUGGAGCAGAGUAAGGUGCAGCAAAGUCAGGAACUUGAGCUUGAAUUCAGAUAUAUUAUCUGCUGAGCUUUUUCUGUGCCUUAGAUCCAAACCAGAGGGGACUUGGCAGAUUAUACAGCCCACAAAGCUCAAGUCAGGUGGGAAAUUCCAGCUGGAAUUCUGGAAUUUUUCUUUUGUUUCAGAAAGCCUUCUUUCUUCAUAAUUAUUUAUGGCUGUAAACAGAAAUAAAUCAUGUUCUUAAUGACCAUGAUAAUUCCAGUCCCUUCUAAACAAAGUUCAGUGUUUUAAAAACAGCCUCUUGGACUAUAUUACAUUUAUUUGUAGCAGCUUUCUGAAGAUGUGUCAGAUUGACUUCAAUAUUUAAAAUCACAGCCUCUUACCUGUACAACUUUCAGAAACGUUUCAGCAGUUAAUAGUUAAUAGCAACAAUGAUAAAAAGUACCCUCUUAAUAACAAACUGCAGGCACUUUCUCAAUAAAGUUACGAUUUCAGCAGAAAAAAAAAUGUAUAUUAAAAGGAAACACCUGCUCCGGUAAAUUACUGUGUUGCAGGUACCAACCCAGGAGACUGUGCAGAUGGUUCUAUAUUUGCAAACCUGACCUCAUCACCCCUUCAUCAAUCUCUGACUGAUUGGUUCUCUCCAAAGCAGAACACACUGUAUCCCAAGGUACUAGAAGACACCUUUGAAUUAGUUCCAGUCAGAAUAGCAAUUAAUUGGUGCUUCUGUUCCCUUUUGGAAGUUCUUAACAAAGGAUUCGGUUAUCUUAUCAAGCACUAGCACUGACUGAAAGGCAGGACAGUCAGUUCCAGGGAGAGCUCCAAAGGGAAUUGUACUUCAGGAGGUGUAAUCUUUGCUAUGUUCCCUGCUGAUGGGGAGGGUGGAUUAAGUUGUGCAAUGCCCUAGGAUUUUGAGAUGAACAAAAAGGAAGUGGGAUCUAGAUCCUUAAAACAGUGCAAUAUGAAUUCAUCACUUUUAUCAGCCUUUCCUGCCAGCCAAGGAAAAGUAAGAGAGAUCGCAAGUUCUGUAUGUUUGUUUUCCCUCCUCUGUUGUUUUCCAUCAUCUUACUGACCCCUGAGACUGAUUUUGCCAAUCUUCUCUUAACUAGAAGAAUUUUGCUUACAUGCCUCUUCCAGCUGUACCUGUGCCAAGGCCUUGUGCAGUGUUUUACCUGUGUGCUUUGGGGGAGAAAACAUUCCCAGCCUUCCCAGAAAACAACCUUGCUGGAAGAAAUGGAGACAGGCUGGUGUUGCCUGGGCAGUCACACACGCUCCUGUUCUGUCAGCCAUGCUCCUCAGAAUUCAGAGGAUGCCAAUAAAAUAUUUGGGUUUGUUUCCUCUUCAUUGA